GGAGAAAGCAGGGAACACUGUUAACAGUCCGCAGAAGACUUCUGGCUGGAUGAACAGUGGGAAGAUUGCUCCUUACAUUGGUUGUCAGUGGUAAGAAUGUUCCUUACAUUGGUGAUCAAUGCGAAGAAUGCUGUUUAUGCUGGUGGUCAGUGGGAAGAAUGUUGCUUACAUUGGUGAUCAGUGCGAAGAAUGCUCCCUAUACUGGUGGUCAGUGGGAAGAAUGUUCCUUACAUUGGUGAUCAAUGCGAAGAAUGCUGUUUAUGCUGGUGGUCAGUGGGAAGAAUGUUCCUUACAUUGGUGAUCAGUGCGAAGAAUGCUCCCUAUACUGGUGGUCAGUGGGAAGAAUGUUCCUUACAUUGGUGAUCAGUGCGAAGAAUGCUCCCUAUACUGGUGGUCAGUGGGAAGAAUGUUCCUUACAUUGG
This is a messenger RNA of Staurois parvus, 422 nucleotides long. The record is from the annotation of a GenBank genome assembly. NCBI's taxonomy places the organism in Eukaryota, Metazoa, Chordata, Amphibia, Anura, Ranidae.